UCUUUUUUUUUUACUCGGGGUGUUUUGACGAGGAGCGCUCCGUCCGAGGCGUGACAACGGAGGCGCGUUCACGGGGUCGCCACCGGCUUCUGCGCUGAACUAAAGGGAGAAAGCAUCACUAUCUAGCACCAUCACAAAGCUUUCUUUACCCACACAUAACGGAGAAAUAUUAGAGGUUACAUUUAAAACCAACAGCGCGAGAGAACAGGUCGCCAAAGGAGACCGGGGGUGGGGGGAGACGCGCAUCCCAGCCGUGCAGACUCAGCGGUAGUACAGUAGUGGUGAUAGGGGGCAGUUUCGGGGAUUUUCCGUUUCGGUUACCCGGUGCUUCACACACCCUGUGCCUUUGAGCCAGCAGCGGGGAGGGAGAGAGAGGAGGAGGAGGACCAUGGAGGGGAUGCAGGCAUACGGAGCCGGGAAAGCCGGAGGAGCCUUCGACCCCGUCACCUUCCUCCAGCAGCCUCAGACCAUUCUCCGCAUAGUGUCUUGGCUCUUCUCCAUUGUGAUCUUCGGCUGCAUCGCCAAUGAGGGCUACAUCAAUCAGGCCAAAGAAGAGGAGGAGUACUGCAUCUUCAACCGCAACCAAAACGCCUGCAAUUAUGGGGUGUUUAUGGGCUCCAUGGCAUUUCUUUGCUGUGUGGGCUUCCUGGCUCUGGACAUCUAUUUCCCUCAGAUCAGCAGCGUCAAAGACCGCAAGAAAGCUGUGCUGGCUGAUAUUGGGUUGUCAGCAUUCUGGUCCUUCAUGUGGUUUGUGGGUUUCUGUUUCUUGGCCAACCAGUGGCAGGUGUCUGAGGACAACCAAUUUAAAGAGAGAGGGGACGCUGCCCGAGCAGCCAUCACCUUCUCCUUCUUCUCCAUCUUCACUUGGGCGGGCCAGUCUUUCCUGGCCUUCCAGAGAUACAAGCUAGGGGCCGACUCGGCCCUCUUCUCCCAGGACUACACAGACCCCAGCCAGGAUGCAGCCGGAGCCCCCUACACCUCAUUCGGUGGGGAUGACCUGGAGAGCCCGGGAGGAGGAGGAGGCCAGACCAACAGUGACGGGGCCUUCGAUGGAUCCGGAGGCUACCAGCGUCAAGAAUACUGAGAUGUUAGGAGAGAUUUAUGUAUGCUGAUGAAGUUGUCCAAAGUUUCUACUUCAAAAUAAUAUUUGUGCUGUUUUGUGUUACACAAGAAACACUGAAUCCAUUACUUAGUGUAUUGGGCAGAUCUUUUAUCACAUCCUAGAUCCAACAACCUCAAGUUUUGAGUUGGAAAUUUAUUGCUACAAUUUACUGUUUUUAUUGUUACGUGCAGGGGUUAAAGUGGGAUCUGGCAGGUGAGGAAACCUGAAGAUCGGGUGUAGCGGUGCAGCAUGGGGAGAAAAGAUUUACUUUGAAAUAAUUCACAUAAAAUCCUUGUUUGGUUUUUGAGUUCCAGCAGAUUUUUCUUUGUGUACAUGCUGUGACUCGAUAUUCACUGUUAUUCACAAGAUGUAAGCAGUUGCAUGUAUGGCUGAUUUCACCUAGACAGUAAAAAGUUAGUAUAAAAAGACCGGAUUCUAUGAGUAAGUGUGUUCCACGCCAUCACCUUAAAUGUAAAUUGAUGUCUGCUACCCCUGAUGUAAGCUAACACCACAACACCACAGCCUAUAACAGUCUAACAUAGUGCAUCAUUGUAAGCUCUAUCACAGUACUGCAAACUAACUACACUAACCUGCAGUCUUUGACUAUCUAAAAUGAGUAUACUUCAAUUAGUUUGACAACACGUGUAGAAACCAAUUCUAUUACAGCUUUAAAUUCAUCUCUGAGAUGAAAUUCUCUCUGGGAAGUACACUAAGUUGCUCCAUUUAUUCUCCUCGUCUUUAGUGCGAGGAAGAUGCUGAAGUACCACGACCACAACUUUACAUCUGCACCAUGAACACAUCACAGGGAUGAGAAGGAAAAGGCGACGUGUUAAUGUGUAAAAGCUCUGUCGUGUGUUGUUAUUUUCUUAUUACUGAGCAAGUGUCUCCAGGCCAUCACUGGAAGUAACACCAGGCUGAAGCAUAAGAAAAAUGAACUCAUUCCACAAUCAUUUAUUAUUUAUUAACUCAAGGUACCAGAAAAUUGUUAAGACCCACUUUAACCCCUGGUUACGUGCACAAAAUAAUGUGCCUGUGACAAUAAAUAAUGUAAAGAAAACAUUAUUAAAGGUCAGUACAACAAAAAAGUGUAUUUUUAAAAUGAACAGGGAGAGAUUAUGACAUUUUACAUUUAAGACUUACACCAACGAUCAGCUCAGUUGACUUUGUGAUCUUAACAACAGCUUCUGCAUUUAGGUGGUGAUUUUUAUCCCAUGUGACAAACACUGUAGUAAUCAGAAGAAGUUAAUGUCAUCAAUUCUGGCAAGUUUAUAUGUCUUUUUGUCAAAAAAAAAAAAACUCCACAAAGAGAUCUUGGGCAUCCCCCAGAUUUUGGAUGCAUAGGUAACAGGUGGUGAUCUCAGGAAGGUGCAGUUAGGCAGACAAACAUCAGUGGGUUCACUUCAUCCUUGGGAAGGAGCUACAGGAUGCAAACAGAUGCCAGGUUUUACUGGAGGUGUUAAUUCGGGGUUUGGGGGCUGGGGGUGGAUUAGAAACUAUCGGCAGGUCACCCUGUAGCUGAUCAAUGCUUGUGACCACACUGCCUUCAAAUUGUGAGGUCUUCAGACAGUCAGCAAAAUAAGUGCGAUAGCUAAAACGCUCCCAAACAGACAUGCACACACAGGUUCACAGCCUAUCGAUGCUGCGAACACAAGUUUUUGCUGACAGAACUCGCCGAUGGGCCAUUACAGAAUAUCAGCAUAGAUAAACAAGCAGCAGUGGCAUAUCAGGCAACUAAUCCCCUCCACUGUAUAAUGAGACUGUGUUUGUCUGCGUGUGUAUUGAAAUUUGUCCUUUUUUUCUUAUUUCCUUGAAAUGUUUUUAUGUUUCCCUGUGAAGCUUUUUCUUUCCUCAAUUGUUGCCUUAGUGCUGACUGCCAAGCAGAAUCCAUCACGCAGGAACACAAGCCUCCACAACACACUGAUGCUCUCUUUCAAAGUCUUAAUGUACAGCAAAAUGAAUUUGGUCUUGUUUUGUCCUUGAGCACGUCAAACCACUUUACAAAAGCAAGCAUUUGUCAUCAGUAUAGAGCGUUCCUUAUCAGCAGGUCUGCGGAAAACUUGUGUGUGUUUUCUGCUCGUUGUCAACAAAUCUGCAGGCAUCCUCAAUAUUUAUGAACAUGCAUCGCUCCAUUUUUUGUGCUCCAUUUUUCUCCAGUAUAUCUGUCUGUAUAAACAUAUGUAAAUCUAUAAUUGAGUAUAUAACAGUGUUCGAAAAAGAUUCUGCUUUAUUUUAGGGCAUUAAGUUAGUUCUAUAUUUAAAAAAGACAAAAGAAAGAAAGCUCUAUGGUCUGUUGAGUGUUAUUGUGAUAAGAUAUAUGGUGAGGUUAUCCAUGCCUCAUCCUUUGUGUUGCUCUCGAGGUAAGGAGAAGUUUUUUAUUUUGGGGAUAACAAUAUUAAAUAUUAAAAUAUACAUACAUACAUAUAUAUAUAUAUAUAUAUAUGGCUACGGAAAAUGUGACCAAAUUAUCAAAGUAUAUAUGCACAUAUAUACUUUAUGCUGUACAUCUGUGUAGACGUAGAAAUGUGUGAUGUUCCUCUGUGAAAUGAAGCAAAUUAAGAUUAAAGAAAAAAACAAUUGUGUACAAAUGUAUGUUUCUGAUGUGGUUUUAACCAAUAAAAAUAAAGAAAAUACUGAACAAA
This is a messenger RNA of Pelmatolapia mariae (spotted tilapia), 3741 nucleotides long. Its product is annotated as synaptogyrin-1-like. Bases 389 to 1084 code for a protein of 231 amino acids. NCBI's taxonomy places the organism in Eukaryota, Metazoa, Chordata, Actinopteri, Cichliformes, Cichlidae. The transcript has 4 exons. Gene Ontology annotation, cellular component: neuromuscular junction; synaptic vesicle membrane. The record is from RefSeq and is a predicted model, not a curated record.